Messenger RNA from Acytostelium subglobosum LB1, 2556 nucleotides. RefSeq lists its product as hypothetical. Lineage: Eukaryota; Evosea; Eumycetozoa; Acytosteliales; Acytosteliaceae. Gene Ontology annotation, molecular function: glycogen phosphorylase activity; pyridoxal phosphate binding. The transcript is spliced from 2 exons. Gene Ontology annotation, biological process: glycogen catabolic process. Bases 1 to 2556 code for a protein of 851 amino acids. The record is from RefSeq and is a predicted model, not a curated record. Gene Ontology annotation, cellular component: cytoplasm.
AUGUCCAUUCCAAUGAAACAGACUGCGAGGACAACAACUGGAGUUGUCCCGCCUACUGAAAAGAAGAAAGGAAGCAAGUUGUUUGCUUUGAAGACAGACUUCCUCCAAAAUGACGAGGACUCAAUUCAAAAGGGUAUCUUGGACCAUGUUGAAUACACAUUGGCCAGAACCAAGUACAACUUUGACUCGUUCUCUGCCUACCAGGGCUCGGCCUACAGUGUCAGAGAUCGUUUGAUCGAGAGAUGGAAUGAGACCCAGCAGUACUACACUGAGAAGGAUCCAAAGAGAGUGUACUACCUGUCGCUGGAGUUCUUGAUGGGCAGAUCACUCCAGAACGCCAUCUACAACAUGGGUCUCAAGGAUGAGUACCACAGUGCUCUGUUGGAGUUUGGUUUCCAGAUUGAGGACCUCUACGAGGAGGAGAAGGACGCUGCCCUUGGUAACGGUGGUCUCGGUCGUCUGGCCGCAUGUUUCAUGGACUCGUUGGCAACACUCAAGUAUCCAGCAUGGGGCUAUGGACUGCGUUACAACUAUGGAAUGUUUGAGCAAGGCAUCUACGAUGGCUACCAGACUGAGGUGCCAGACUACUGGCUGGUCGCCGGUAACCCAUGGGAGAUUGAGCGUCUCGAUGUCCAGUACACUGUCAGAUUCUACGGACAUGUUGUCGAGAGAAAGACACCGGACGGAGUGCGCCACGACUGGGAGGGAGGUGAGCUUGUCCAAGCUAUCGCCUAUGAUACCCCAGUGCCAGGCUACAGCACCAUCAACACAAACAACAUCCGUCUCUGGAGCUCCAAGCCACACAAAGAGUUCGACCUGGAUGCCUUCAAUGGUGGAAACUACCUCAGUGCUGUGGAGGCCAAGCAGAGAUCGGAGAACAUCACCUCUGUCUUGUAUCCCAACGACAACACCUACAGUGGCAAGGAGUUGAGAUUGAAGCAGCAGUACUUCUUCGUGGCUGCCACACUCUGCGACGUCAUCCGUCGUUACAAGAAGACUCACACUGGAUGGAAGGACUUCUCGUCCAAGGUGGCCAUCCAGCUGAAUGACACCCAUCCCACUAUCGGUGUCGUUGAGCUGUUCAGAAAGCUGCUGGAUGAGGAGGGACUCCAAUGGGAUGAGGCCUGGACCAUUGUCAACAAGACCUUUGCCUACACCAACCACACAAUCCUGCCCGAGGCCCUUGAGAUGUGGCCCGUGCAGUUGAUUGAGGACCUGUUGCCAAGACACAUGCAGCUCAUCUAUGGAAUCAACCAUCGCUUCCUGCUCACAGUCACCCAGAAGUGGCCAGGCAACAUGGACAAGAUGAGAUCGCUCUCGAUCAUUCAGGAGGGUGAGGAGAAGAAGGUCAGAAUGGCUCACUUGGCCAUUGUUGGCUCUCACUGUGUCAAUGGUGUGGCUGCUCUUCACUCGGACCUUGUGAAGAACAAGGUGUUCCCAGACUUCCACGCCCUCUUCCCAGGCAAGUUCCAGAACAAGACCAACGGUGUCACACCCCGUCGCUGGAUCCAGCAGGCCAACCCAGGUCUUAGCGGAAUCUUGACCAAGUGGCUCAAGACCGACCAAUGGGUCAUUGACCUAACACUCAUCCAGGGCAUUGAGAAGCACAUCAACAACCCCGAGCUCAUUGAGGAGUGGAAGAUGGUCAAGCAAUUCAACAAGGAGCGUCUUGCUGACUUUAUCCACAAGACCUGUGGAGUCAAAGUCAACUCCAACGCCAUGUUUGACGUUCAUAUCAAGAGAAUCCACGAGUACAAGAGACAACUCUUGAACAUACUCGGAGUCAUCUACAGAUACCUCACCAUCAAGAAGAUGUCUGCAGAUGAGCGUCAGAAUGUCGUUCCCAGAGUGGUCAUCUUUGCUGGUAAGGCCGCCCCAGGUUACUUCAUGGCCAAGAGACACAUCAAGCUCAUCACAUCGGUGGCCGAGGUCAUCAACAAUGACAAGGACAUUGAGGACACUCUCAAGGUGGUGUUUAUUGCCAACUACAAUGUGUCGAUGGCUCAGGUUGUCGUGCCAGCCUCUGACAUCAACCAACAGAUCUCAACUGCAGGUACCGAAGCAUCGGGUACCAGCAACAUGAAGUUCACCAUGAACGGUUCGCUCAUCAUCGGUACACUGGACGGUGCCAACGUCGAGAUUGCCGAGGAGGUCGGCCAGGACAAUAUGUUCAUCUUUGGUCUCAGAACACACGAGAUUGACAAGGCUCGCGACAAGAUGAGAAACAAGCAGGUGGUCGUUGACGCUCGUCUCCAAGAGGUGUUCUUGAACAUUGAGCUGGGCACAUUUGGCUCGCCAGAGAUCUUCCAGCCCAUCUUGGACUCGUUGCUCAACACCGAUCACUACCUGACCAUCCAGGACUUCCCAAUGUACCUGGAUGCCCAAGAAGAGGUGGAUGCCCUAUGGAGACGCCAGGACGAGUGGCUCAAGAAGUCCAUCAUCAACACUGCCAAGACCUACCACUUCAGCAGUGAUCGUGCCAUGAGGGAGUACGCCGAGCAAAUCUGGAACAUCGAGCCUUGCGAAGUUGAGACAUGUGACAACAGAAGAUAUUAA